UAAUGAUAAUUGAUAAUUACAUUAGUGAAAGUAGCAAAAUUAAGUAUUGUAAAUAUCCAAAUUACAGUAAUAACUGCCAUGUCUUGGCUCAUAGACCUAGCUGGUAAAGCAGAACAUUAUCUGGAAAAAAUCGAUCAGAACACAGCUGUAGUCUUACAAAACCAAAAAGAGAAACCAUCAAAAGAUGUUUUUAAAACGCCAGAAGUGUCAGAAAAUGUAUCAAUAGAUAUCGAAAGUAAACCUAUAACAUCAGUACCCAGUUCCCCGGCAACCAAGUCAUUACUGAAAAAACCGAAAAAUGAUGCUCGCAUAUCAGAUGAACAUUUACUCCAAUAUUUAAAUAGCCAGGAUUCUGCUAUAAAAUCUCAAUAUGAAGGUCAUUCCACUUCUAUGGAUAAUUCAAUUGAUUCAAUAUCCAUACCGUUGACAGAAGAAAACCAUAUGCUUAAAAAUGAAAUAAGAACAUUAAAUAAUGAGAUGUCAUUGUUACAAUAUAAAUUGAAAACAGCAGAUAAAGAUAUUAGCCAAAUUGCAAUAGAACUUGAAGUAAAUAAAAGGCAUUCAGCUAAUUUAGAAAAGGAAUUGCAAGAAGCUCAAGUUCAAUUACGAAAUGCUCAGGAUGUUAUGUUCCGUUUAAAAGAAAAAUCGAAAAAAACAGAUCCUGUUUCUGUAGAUCACAAUUUAAUUUCUGAUAGUAAUCAAAUGCAUGAAAAUCAAAUGCUGCAGAAAGAAAUAGCUUCAUUGCUCAAAAAAAUUGAGGUAGAUGAAUUAAAAAAAACUGAUUUAGCUGCAGAAAAAUUAAACUUGGAAAUGGCACUCAAUAAUAUUCAGUUCGAGAAUAAAAACUCAGUGAAGAGAGAACAGUUUUUAAACUUAUCCACUGAAUGUAAUACAAUAACUUCUCUUACCAAAACAAAUUUAAAUAAUAUUGUCCAAAAACUAAAAGAUUGUUUGAAUGAAUUAGAAACAGUUAAUGUAUCAGCAAUCACUGACCAAGGGUCUCCAAGUUACUCAGAAUUGGAAUACUCAAACAUAUUAACCAAAUUAAAUGUCAUGAAAAGCAAUUUACUUUCUAUUGAUUGUGGAUUACAGAAGUCUCUACACGAUCUUAGUAGUUUUAAAGAGAGACUUGCAAAUUUAGAUUCAGAGCCUCUUCCAGAAAAUACUUGUAAUAAUCACUCAGAUAUAAAAGAAGCAAUGAACGAACAAUUGUUAUCACUUAAAAAAAUGGUAGCAUUUAAGCAAGCUGAAUUAGAACAAGUUUUAGCUGAAAAACAUUCAAUGGCAAUUAGAAUUGAAAGCUUAGAGACAAGAUUAAAGAAAGAAACUAAUAUAUCAAUCAAUGUUAAUGAUACAGAUGAUGCAAAAGCUAAAGUACCUCAUUUUAUGUUGGAAAAUGCGUUUGAUACUAGUGUAGCUAGAAGAGUAAAACGUGCUUAUACUAGCUUAGAUUCAUUUGGUUUACGUACAGGAAUGUAUUUACGGAGAUAUCCAUUGUUAAGAACUAUAUUAUUUUUAUAUGUGGUGUUUCUUCAUUUGUGGGUAAUGUUGAUACUAUUUUCAUAUACUCCAGAGACGAAUUAAAUUUCUAAUCCUUAUUUUAACUGAGCAUCUGUACAUUUAACAAAUCAAAUAUAAAUGUAUUAAUUAUUAAUAUAUUUUUACUAUUUCAAAUAUAUAUAUAUAUAUAUUAUUUUUUGUAAGGUCAUUUACCAAAAGUUUUACAGGAACAGUUUUUUAUUAAAUAAUAUAUUUUAUUUA
Sipha flava (yellow sugarcane aphid) is the source of this 1761-nucleotide messenger RNA. It is a transcript of the gene Golgin84, whose product is annotated as golgin-84. The record is from RefSeq and is a predicted model, not a curated record. Bases 79 to 1584 code for a protein of 501 amino acids. Gene Ontology annotation, biological process: retrograde transport, vesicle recycling within Golgi; Golgi organization. Gene Ontology annotation, cellular component: Golgi membrane; Golgi cisterna. The transcript is spliced from 9 exons. NCBI's taxonomy places the organism in Eukaryota, Metazoa, Arthropoda, Insecta, Hemiptera, Aphididae.